Molecule: messenger RNA, 1483 nt
Organism: Sapajus apella (tufted capuchin)
Lineage: Eukaryota; Metazoa; Chordata; Mammalia; Primates; Cebidae
Gene: TXNDC2
Product: thioredoxin domain containing 2
Exons: 2
Coding region: 69-1307 (412 amino acids)
Source: RefSeq, a predicted model, not a curated record
UAGGAUGGAUAGCUUGGAAACAGUUGGAGGGAACGGCCUUAUUAUGAGGCAUCUAUGAAGGAUCAGGAAUGGAUAUAGACAAGGAACUAGUAAUGGAAAAUGUUAAACCUGGAGUCCCUGGAAAACCAGAAAUGAGGCUGGGCACUAAGGAAGAAACAAAUGAAGGUGACACUAAUGAAAGUUCAUUACAAGUCUUGUCCGGCAACGUGCCUCUCCUGGCCCUAGAGUUCUUGGACACAGCCCAGGCCAAAGAGAAGGUCUUUCUCCCCAUGGUCAGCCACAUGUUCCACAUGCCUAUAGAGGAGUCCGACGCCCCACAGCAAGGCAAUGACCUACCCGAGUCCUCAGCAAACACCAGCCAGCCCAAGCAGGAUGACAUCCCCAAGUCCCCAGAAGAAACCAGGCAGCCCAAGGUGGGUGAUAUCUGCAAGUCCCCAGAAGAAACCAUCCAAUCCAAGAAGAACGACCUCCCCAAGUCCUCAGAAGAAGCCAUCCAGCCUCAGGAAGGUGACAUACCCAAGUCCUCAGCAAAACCCAUCCAGCCCAAGCUGGGCACUAUUCCCAAGUCAUCAGCAAAACCCAUCCAGCCCAAGCAGGAUGACACCUCCAAGUCCUCGGUAAAGCCCAUCCGACACAAGCUAGGAAAUAUUCCCAAGUCCUCAGUGAAGCCCAGCCAGCCCAAGUCCCCAGAAGAAACCAUCCAGGCCAAGGAAGGUGACAUCCCCAAAUCCCCAGAAGAAACCAUCCAGGCCAAGGAAAGUGACAUCACCAAGUCCCCAGAAGAAACCAUCCAGGCCAAGGAAAGUGACAUCACCAAGUCCCCCAAAGAGGCCAUCCAGCCCAAAGAGGGUGACAUCCCCAAGUUCCCAGAAGAAGCCAUUCAGCCUAAGGAGGGUGACAUCCCUAAGUCCCCAGAAGAAGCCAUCGAACCCAAGGAGGGUGACAUCCUAAAGCCUGAAGAAGAAACAACUGAGUCCCUGGAGGGGGACAUGGUGAAAAUAAUCCUGAGCAAGGAGGACUUUGAGGCAGCACUGAAGGAGGCUGGGCAGAAGCUGGUAGCUGUGGACUUCUCAGCCACAUGGUGUGGGCCCUGCAGGACCAUCAGACCAUUCUUCCAUGCCCUGUCUGUGAAGCACGAGGACGUGGUGUUCCUGGAGGUGGACGCUGAUGACUGUGAGGAGGUGGUGAGAGACUGUGCUGUCAUGCAUGUCCCAACCUUUCAGUUUUAUAAAAAAGAAGAAAAGGUGGACGAGUUUUGUGGCGCCCUUAAGGAAAAACUCGAAGCAGUCGUUGCAGAAUUAAAGUAAACAUGCAUUCUGCAUUGUAGACAGUCAGAUGUUUAUAGCUUUUUUCUUUUUUAUUAUUUGCAAAAAAGAUCAGGUAUAACACAAAUGUAUGUCCAAAUGGCACUGCUUAUACAUGGUAAUAUUAAUUCUACCCUUAUCAAAAAACAGUCCAAGCAUUAAGGUACAUCGUGACUAUG